Messenger RNA from Micromonas pusilla CCMP1545, 1686 nucleotides. RefSeq lists its product as uncharacterized. The record is from RefSeq and is a predicted model, not a curated record. The transcript is spliced from 2 exons. The coding region runs from base 1 to 1686 and encodes 561 amino acids. NCBI's taxonomy places the organism in Eukaryota, Viridiplantae, Chlorophyta, Mamiellophyceae, Mamiellales, Mamiellaceae.
AUGGCGCACGCUACCAGCAUGGCCGCCACCGUGGCCGCCGCCGGCGCACGCUCCCGCGGCGCCUCUUCGCCGUCGAAUCCUCCGUUCGCCGCGCCGCGCCUCCGCGCCGCGUCCCGGCGCCGCGACGCGUCGCGCGCGCGGUCGUUCAUCGCCCCGCGAGGCCUCGGCUUCGAUCUCGGCGAGAACGACGACAAGCUCCGCCCGGACGUCGAGGCCGCGGCGCUCAUCGAAGACGCGGCGUCGCUUCUCUUCCUUCAAGACGCGAUGAUGGGCGACGCCGCGCAGGCGUACCUCGCGCUCCUCGCGCAGAUCUCCACGAAAGCGACGCCCGCGAAGGUGUUCCAAGCCUACGGCGCCUUCUUCCGAGCCGUCGCGACCGCGGACGCGGACUCCUUCUUAGACGUCGUCCUCGACGAGGUCAUCACCGCGCGGAGGAACCCGCUCGCGGAGCGAUGCGCCGCGCUCGGCGCGAGCGCGAACCCGACGCCCGUGGAGCUCGCGGCGGUGCGAAGCGACCUCGAGCUCCUCCAGAGGCUGUGCGUCUCCGAGACGACGAUCGCGCGGUGGAUCGAGACGGUCGCGUCGCAAGCCCUCGACGCCUUUCAACUCCAACUGACGCCUUUCAACUCCACCCCGACGGUCGCGUCGCAAGGUCCCGCGGGCGGCGGUGCGAGGAAACAACCGGACGGCUGGAUCGCCGCCGCGGGCGAGCUCGGCGCGCUCGGGCGCCCCGCGGUCGUGAACGAGGGCGGCGAGGGGAACUGCGUCGUGGGCGAGGACGAGGACGGGAUGCCCGCGAUCGACUGCCCGACGCCGACGAGGGGCGGAUCAGGGGCAGAUUCCGUGGCUGAGGAGGGCCGGGCCGCCGCGGAGCUCGAGGCGCGCGCGGCGGCGACGUGCGGGAAGCACACGUCGCGGCCGGCGAGCGCGGCGGAGCGCGCGAAGCUCAGGGACGCGAUCGCGCAGUCGUGGCGGUGGGCGGACGCGCUCCCGACGUUGAUGCGGCACUGGAGGGACGUCGGCGCCGGCGACGUCGGCGCGCGCGUCGCGUUGGCGCACGACGCCAAGGCGGGGCUUCACGAUCCGGACGCGGCGGCCGCGCGGGGGGGCGCGUUCGCGUCCGUCGCGAGCGACGCCGACGACGACGACGACGACGCGCCAGCGAUCGCGUCGCUGCGCGGCGACGCGUGGCGGUCGACGCCGAGGACGCCGCAGCACGCGGACGCGCGCGGCGAAGUCGUCGCGGCGUUGAAAAAGUUUGUCGAGAGCGACGCGGGCGCGGGCGCGGGCGGCGGCGCGGCGCACGUGCUCGUGCACGGCGCGCCGGGCGUCGGGAAGCGAUGGCUGCUGCGCUCCGCGAUCGCGUCGCAGGUUGAGGACGGACUGCGCGUCGUCGCCGUUCCGAGAGAGGGGAUCCGGACGCUGCCGCGGCUGUGCGCCGAGAUGCGAUCGCGCCCGCGGACGAAGUUCGCGGUGUUCCUCGAGAUGCCGCUCGCGCUGACGCCGUUCGCGGAGUUCCACAACGAGCUCACGUCCGUCUUGGACGGCGGCGGCGGGCCGAGCGGGUGGCCGGCGAACGCGGUGUUGUGCGCCACGGCGCUGAGCGCGAGCGGGUUGAAGCCGGGGUCGGACGAGGCGGGCGCGUCGCUGGAGACGCGGUUCCCGACGCGCGUCGCGCUCGAGUGA